Messenger RNA from Dermatophagoides pteronyssinus (European house dust mite), 789 nucleotides. Its product is annotated as RCC1 and BTB domain-containing protein 1-like. Lineage: Eukaryota; Metazoa; Arthropoda; Arachnida; Sarcoptiformes; Pyroglyphidae. The record is from RefSeq and is a predicted model, not a curated record.
CAACGCCCUAUUAAUGAUAAUGAACAAGAUGCAAAAGUGCCGACAAAAAUUCCCAUUGAAAACGUGCAAAGUGUGGCUUGUAAGAAUCAUCACCUUAUUUCAUAUGCUUUGGAUCAUUCAUCAAAUUAUUAUAAAUGGGGUAGAUUAAAUAAUAAAGAAUUGGUCCCGCUCAAAAAAUUGGAUGGUCAACUGAAAUCAUUCGCUGCAGCAUCAGCAAUAUCACGUGACUCCAUAAUUACUUUUGGCCUGACAUCAACCAUAUAUUCAUUCGAAUCAAAUGAUCCAAUAUCAUUUAUUGAAUUAUUGAAUAAUCCUGAUAAUUAUGAUAUCGAGUUUGUUAUCGAUAACAAACGUAUAUUGGCUUCAAAGUGUCACCUGAAAAUAUUAUCAAAAUAUUUUAGUCAAAUGUUUUCAGGUGAUUGGCAAGAAAAUAAUAAAGUGAUCAUUGAAGAUUAUAGUUAUGAUGUAUAUUAUUCAUAUCUACGUAUGUUACAUACUGGUAAUAUUCAAAUCAAUCGAUCCAAUAUAUCCGAAUUUAUCGAUCUCGCCAAUUGUUAUAAUGAUGAACAAUUAAUGAAACAUUGUCAAACAUUCAUGCAAAUUGAUCUAAAUGGAUGGACUUUAUUUAAUUAUCUUCCAUUAAUCGAAAAAUAUAAACUUGAUGAAAUGAAUGAUAAACUUGUCGAAUUAACAAUCAAAGAUGUUAUACCGAAAAACAAAAACAAUAUUACAAAAUUUUUGAAAUGGUUUUCCAAACAACAAUCUUCUUGUAAAACAAAAAUGCGAUAA